GCAUGGUCUACCGGAUGCAGUAGCGACCUGUGUCGCUGCAGUGUUGCGCUUUCCUGUUUACGGGCGGGAAGAGCGAACGUAGCUGACUGUGGAAGCUGCUGGAUUUAAAUUGGCAGCACAUUUCUUUGAACUGUCCUCGAUGCCGGUGGUUUACACGUUUUAACGAUACAUGGGGCAUUGCGAGGUCUAGGGGAUACGUUUUAAGUGGACCGUUUCUGUAAACUAACGGGAUUUUUGGAGAGUGUAGGGCAGAUGGAGGAUCCUCCUGCAGAUUCUGGCGGUGGUGCAGCAUCGGAGGGCCCCGUGGUGCAGGUGGCAGAUAUCUGCUGGCCGACUGGGGCGCUCCCUCUACGGCUGCUAGAAUGGAAAGUUAAACCGGGAUCUCUUGUUAACGUGGACUCCGUACUAGCACUGUGUGCUCCCGUACCUCAGGAGAAAGAAGCAGAGGCUGCCAGGCUGCCAGAGAAGAAGGUGAAAUCGGACCGUGCUGGAGUGGUCAAGGAGCUAUGCUGUCAACUUGGACAAGUCAUACCUCCCGGGGGAGUCAUCAUCAGAAUAGAAGAAUGCAGCCAUCCAAUCGUGAUGAAGGGUUUAUGUGCUGAAUGUGGCCAGGACCUGACUCAGCUGCAGAGCACAAAUGGGAACCAGCAAACUCCCAUCUCCACAGCAACAGUCUCCAUGGUGCACAGUGUCCCCGAGCUGAUGGUCAGCUCCGAGCAAGCAGAACAGCUAGGCAGAGAAGACCAGCAGAGACUCCACCGGAACAAAAAGCUGGUCCUGAUGGUGGAUCUGGACCAGACACUGAUCCACACCACUGAACAGCACUGCCAGCGUAUGUCCAAUAAGGGUAUUUUCCACUUCCAGCUGGGGCGAGGAGAGCCUAUGCUGCACACACGGCUACGCCCACACUGUAAAGAGUUCCUAGAGAAAAUUGCAAAACUCUAUGAAUUACACGUCUUCACAUUCGGGAGCCGCCUUUACGCGCACACCAUAGCAGGCUUUCUGGAUCCCGAAAAGAAGCUUUUCUCUCAUCGGAUCCUUUCUAGAGACGAAUGCAUUGAUCCUUUCUCCAAGACGGGGAAUCUUAGGAAUCUCUUCCCCUGUGGUGACUCGAUGGUCUGCAUUAUCGAUGACCGAGAGGACGUGUGGAAGUUUGCGCCCAACCUCAUCACUGUGAAGAAAUACAUCUACUUUCAGGGCACGGGAGACAUCAACGCUCCUCCUGGAUCGCGGGAAGCUCAGAUGGAAAGAAAAGCUAAUGGGGCAGCUGUGGCUCAGGAGGUAGAGCAGCUCGUCUGUUCAUCGGAAGGAGGCCCGUCAAGUGGAUCAGCAGAAAGCACAGAACCAGUAGGGACACCUGGUGUCGACGAGCAAAACAAUGGCCCCAAGAAAAGGGCAAAAGACCUCAACAUUUCUGGAAAGGAAGAGUCCACAACAUCUCAGUCUUCUCAGGGAGUACCAACAAAUGAACGGACACAUCCCACCGGGGUUGUGGAGGAUGCAUCAGGACAGGGUAAAGGGCCAGAGACUGAGUCAGAGUCAGUGGGGUUGAGGGAAACUCAGGUGGGUGACAGAACAAAUGAUAAGGAAGAUGAUAGCAACAGGACACUGGUGACACGAGAGGCACAGGACAGUGCAAACUCAUCAGCACCAAGUCAUGAGUCCAAUAAUUUGGACUUUGACCUUUCCAGUGACAGUGACAAUGACUCCAUUUCAGAAAAACCUCCCUCUUCAGAGAGUGAUAGUGAAGGCAAGUCUUGCCAGGCAAUGAAUUCUGAGCAGGAAGGAAUCACACAAGAGUGUGGUGAUGGGGAUAGGGUCAGGAAAGGGAACAAUAAAGGUCCAAGUGAUGGAGAAACCAGCUGUGAUGCAACAGAAACUUCAGGAGUUGUUCUUCCAGACCCCGAGCUGGGAAAUGGCUGCUCAGAUAGGAGAGAGCCAGAAACAGAGUCCCAGAAUAGUGAACAAUCUGGGGUCACCAUGGGGGAAGAGCUGCUGGACCAGAGUAUGGAGGAUGAGGAGGAGGAAGAAGAAGAAGCUGAUAAUGACGAGGACGAUCACUUGAUCUACCUGGAGGAAGUGCUGGAAAGGAUCCACGCAGAGUACUACACACGAUAUGAGGCCUACCUGAGGAAGGAGGCUUCUGAAAUGCCGGACAUCCGCAAGAUUGUCCCGGAGCUGAAAAGCAAGACACUGGAGGGUACGACGAUAGUGUUCAGUGGCCUGUACCCAACCAACUACCCCAUGGAGAGGACCCGUGAGUUCUACCAUGCCAAAGCACUGGGAGCCAAGAUUGGCAAGGGUCUGCUUCUUAGCUUGAAAGAUCCCAAUCGGACAACGCAUCUCAUUGCUGCCCGAGCUGGCACUGAGAAGGUUCGUCAGGCACAAGGCUGCAAGCACCUUCAUGUUGUCAACCCCGACUGGCUGUGGAGUAGUCUGGAGCGCUGGGAGAGGGUGGAGGAGCAGCUGUACCCACUGAAGGAGGACUACUCAAGGACGCCGAGGAGCAACAGUCCGGCAGCAUUCCUUGACAAUCUGGGCUCGGUGCAAAAACACAUUUUCCACCCAGCUGCCAUCCACCACAAACCUCCACCUCCAGCGCCUGAGGUUCGAACCUACGACCCCAUCACAGGGAAGCUGAUCCGCAGGGGCCCUCAGGUGUCAAGGCCCCUGCCCUACAUCCAGGCAUCAGGGUCUUUGUUGCUCUCUGAUCAAAGAGAGCAGUCUGGUCUCAGGGGAAUUUCGAAGAGUCGGCAAGAUGACUCGACAGGGCCCAGCCAAGAUGAUGAGCAGCCGGGACCAUCCCGUCGGAAAAGACAGCCGAGCAUGUCAGAGACGAUGCCUCUGUACACGCUUUGCAAGGAGGAUCUAGAGAGCAUGGACAAGGAGGUGGACGACAUCUUAGGCGAGGAGAGCGACAAUGAAAGUGAGGGCCGAGGGAAGGAGAAGCCAGGUAAUGAGGAGGUGGAGGAAGAAGAGGAGCAGCAGCAGCAGCAGCAGCAGCCAGGAGCUGGACAGAUAGCAAAAGAGGGGCCAGGUCCUCAGGCACUGGGCGUGGAAGAGAGGAUCCAGACAGCGUCCAGUGAGGCCAGUCUUCUGGGUAGUGUGCCAAGGGGCCACAAACGUAAGCAUGAUGAAGCCAAGGACGAGGAGGAGGAUGACGACGACGAGGAGAAAGAGGAGGAGGCAGAGGAAUCUGCCGACGAGUCUUCAAAAGACUCCAAUGAGGAAGAAGGUGGCAGCAGUUCAGAGGCAGACGAGAUGGCCGCUGCCUUGGAGGCAGAGCUCAAUGACUUCAUGUGACAUGGAAAAUGAAGGACUCACUCAGCCCCCGUCGCACCUACAAGUGGUACCUACAAAUCUUAUUUUUCUGCUUUGGAAUUCAUGUGUGCUUAGGAUGUAUGAGCCAUGAGUGUGUGCGGUAAUAAAAAUGAAUGUCCUGUACAGAGAUGACUUGUAAAUAAAGGCUUAGAUUUUUUUUUUUUUUUUUUUUGUAGCAUUGACAUAUGGCCUUUUUGGCAUAAAACACUUUGAUGUUAAUGUUUUACUGUAAGAUAAAAAAAAAAACACAGGAGACGUGAAAUUUGAUACCUUUUUUGUUUUAUUUUUUUCUAUUUCAAUUUUUAUAUUGAUGAGAAAAAGAUAAAUGAUAUUAUAAACAUUUUGCUGGUCGUACAAGCCAAAGAGUUUGGAAUAAGUUUGCCAAGGUGUGCAGCUAAAUAUUUUACUCUGAACUUCCAGUUUUACUUUUCUUUUGGCCUCAGUACUUUUUUAGGGUCGUAAAUGCAACCAGCGGAUCUAGACAUUUGAAUGUGUUUUCUUACGUCAUUUCUUCCUCAUGGUGUUUGUACUUUUGAUAACAUACUGGUAAAGUCAGCUACUCAGUCUUUGUGAUAACCUGCCCCAUAGUGUUCUGCCACUGUGAACCAGAUUCAACCAAACUCCCAGUUAAUGUUCAUUUUUUAUGUGUUUCAUAAAUGUUAGCUCAACUUUCCCUUGUCAACCCUCCUCUAUUAUCAGUAUUGUUCAGAAGGACUGGCACUCCCACCAGGCCUCUGCUUAUGUACACUGGAGCUUAUUGUGAAGCCCUGUUGCCUCAAAGGUUAAGUUCACCUGUAUUUUCCCUUUAUUGUUAUUUAACUAUCCAGGUAUAUGUCAUCAGUGAAUCUUCUACAGAUUCUUUCGGGAUCAACAUUUUGCAAGAUCUGUUAAUUAACAACAUCUCAACAGCAUGAGCAGCUUGGUGCUCCCCCUGAUGGCUCCUCACUAGAUCAAGUUGAGAACUGUCUCCUUCCAAACUGUCGCAAAUUAGCCACAUGUAUAUAAUUUCAUUUGAAGCAGAAGGCCUUGGAAAGUCAGAUGUAAAUUCUGGAAGCUGUAGAUGGGCAUUAAAACCAAAACAGCGCAGUGGAUUUAUGAUAAAAACAUUUCUACUCAGAGCACUCAUUACAGUACUUUUUUUUUCCUUUUGUAGCAGAUACCAUGAGAUUAACAGAAAUGCAGUGUUCUCACUCCGUAUGUAAUCUACCAGCAGUGGGUAUAUGCACAUAGUUGAUGAUAGGCCAACUAACAUAUUGAUUCUGCAGAGAGAUGUGUUUUACUUCUCUUGUAUUGAUGUGGCAGCAGAAAUCUUAAAAAAGAUAAGAAAAGAAAUAAGUGCAUGUUAGAUAACUCUAGAGGUAAGGGGUAAGUUGGGUAAACAAACCAUUUAAACCUACGUGACACAAGAUGUUUAUUCGUUAUAAAAAUGUAUAAUAUAAAUAAGGCCAAAUAACUUUUCUUCUCUGUUCCAAAUGAAAAAUGAUCUAUCCAAACCCAACAGCAGUGAACAAAGAGAGCCGGACUCAGCAGCAGCUAAUUCUUUGCUGUUGCGUGAUUUGUACUCGACUGGUUGAUGAAUACGACCGCGCCGCGUGCACUUUACUGACAUCACAUACUGAAAAUCCAGUGCUUCAAUCUCACAGUCUUUUCAAACCAAGCUCAUGAAAAGUUGCCUAGCGUGACUCUAAUGGAGCCAUACGUGUUGUAUCAAGGUUGCUUACGUUCACUGCAAAUGUUUGGCGUCUGACGAGAGUCAAAGCCACAGCGUCGAGUCUGUUUUUGUCUCAUUCAAAAGAGUUCUAAAUAGUGACACAUUUUUUCUUCUUCUGCAUUUAGAUUAUAGAAAUAAACCAAAAAAAACCUGCUCUGAGGCAGGAGAGCAGUUAGCUGAUGAAUCUCUGCUCAGUGAAUGGUUUCCCCUCGCCUUCGCCUGCUACACCCAACUGAACUACGCCCUUUUACAGUGGCUGUUGUCCCAUUUUGUUUUGUUUGUGUCUGUGGUUGUUUCAUCACGAGUUUUAAACUGACAUGUAAAGUAUUUGUAAAGUCUAUUUCCUACUUGACCCUGAGAGAAAAGAUACUUUCAUUAAAUAAAGAUUUUUCUUAUAAGUAA
This is a messenger RNA of Scatophagus argus, 5434 nucleotides long. RefSeq names its product CTD (carboxy-terminal domain, RNA polymerase II, polypeptide A) phosphatase, subunit 1 (gene ctdp1). The transcript is spliced from 14 exons. NCBI's taxonomy places the organism in Eukaryota, Metazoa, Chordata, Actinopteri, Scatophagidae. Gene Ontology annotation, cellular component: nucleus. The record is from RefSeq and is a predicted model, not a curated record. The coding region runs from base 253 to 3303 and encodes 1016 amino acids. Gene Ontology annotation, molecular function: RNA polymerase II CTD heptapeptide repeat phosphatase activity.